Messenger RNA from Ochotona princeps (American pika), 1172 nucleotides. RefSeq names its product vacuolar protein sorting 25 homolog (gene VPS25). The transcript is spliced from 6 exons. Lineage: Eukaryota; Metazoa; Chordata; Mammalia; Lagomorpha; Ochotonidae. Gene Ontology annotation, molecular function: protein homodimerization activity; structural molecule activity. Bases 95 to 625 code for a protein of 176 amino acids. Gene Ontology annotation, biological process: protein transport to vacuole involved in ubiquitin-dependent protein catabolic process via the multivesicular body sorting pathway. Gene Ontology annotation, cellular component: ESCRT II complex. The record is from RefSeq and is a predicted model, not a curated record.
CCGGAACCAUUCUGCUGUGCUUUCUGCCCGGAGGGAUCCAAGUGGAAACCGGAAGUGCCUUGCGCGGAGGUUCCGGGUUCCCUGGGCUACAACGAUGGCGAUGAGUUUCGAAUGGCCCUGGCAAUAUCGCUUCCCGCCCUUCUUUACGUUGCAGCCGAACAUGGACACGCGGCAGAAACAGCUGGCCGCGUGGUGCUCUCUGGUGCUGUCCUUCUGCCGCCUGCACAAGCAGGCCAGCAUGACGGUGAUGGAGGCGCAGGAGAGCCCGCUCUUCAACAACGUCAAACUGCAGCGGAAGCUUCCUGUGGAAUCCAUCCAGAUUGUGUUAGAAGAACUGAGGAAAAAAGGGAACCUCGAGUGGCUGGAUAAGAACAAGUCUAGCUUCCUGAUCAUGUGGCGGAGGCCGGAAGAAUGGGGGAAACUCAUCUACCAGUGGGUUUCCAAGAGUGGCCAGAACAACUCCGUGUUCACCCUGUAUGAACUGACCAAUGGGGAAGACACAGAGGAUGAGGAAUUCCAUGGGCUGGAUGAGGCGACCCUCCUGCGGGCUCUGCAGGCCCUCCAGCAGGAACACAAGGCCGAGAUUAUCUCCAUCAACGACGGCCGAGGCGUCAAGUUCUUCUAGCUGACACCUGCUGCCCUUCACUUCCUACCUCCCGCCUUCCCAGGGCUUCCCAACGGAGGCAGGCCCAGGAUCCCUGCAGCCUGGAUCUGUCACGCCACCAGACUCAACAAGGGCUCCAGUCCUGAAGCCUGGGACCCAGGGAUGGGUUUCUCACAUAUCUAUGUCUGUCUGUCUGUCCCCUGGGUAGGAUCAGCCGAGAUGCCAAUGAGAAAAGAUUUGCUUUUGUUUGCCCUACCUCCUCCCCCAUCCCAGACUGCCCCUGAGCCAGGGCUGGGAAACCUAACACUUCACACGUGCUCACACACCUGAGCAUAGAUGUGUGUAUACACACACACACACACACCUGCUCAAGCUUCUGGCUCUCCUCCUCCCCCCUUAGCUGCUGUGGCCUCCUGUGUCUGGCUGGUGCUGGAUCCUCCUUGGGGAUGGCGGAAGCUCUGGCUGCAGGCAGCCUCCAGGCUUUGCGAAGGCCGGAGGGCCCAGGAGCAGACUUGGCUGUGAGAGGCAGGGCCUGACACUGAUUUAUGAUAUUAAAAUCUCAGCUCCC